Messenger RNA from Culex pipiens pallens (northern house mosquito), 397 nucleotides. RefSeq names its product MICOS complex subunit Mic10-like. The record is from RefSeq and is a predicted model, not a curated record. The transcript has 2 exons. The coding region runs from base 117 to 326 and encodes 69 amino acids. Lineage: Eukaryota; Metazoa; Arthropoda; Insecta; Diptera; Culicidae. Gene Ontology annotation, cellular component: mitochondrial inner membrane; mitochondrion; MICOS complex.
AAACGUCAAACAACGAGUGAAAAGUUUUUCUUCGAUCGCAGCCCCGGGGAACUGUCGUCGGAUUUCACGCGAGUUUCGUUCGAGCUCUAAAUUUUCGAUUCGCUCGCAACAUCGCAAUGGCUCAAACUUUCGCGGAAGAUCAGUACGGCCGGAAGAUUGACCGGUGCCUAACCGAUACGCUCAUUAAGUUUGGUGGCGGAUUGGCCCUGGGCAGUGUGUUUUCGCUGCUGUUCUUCAAGAGGCGAGCAUGGCCAAUCAUCAUGGGGUCCGGCUUCGGAAUCGGCGUCGCCUACACCAACUGCGAGCGCGCCCUGAACGGCAAGUGAACCAGUUCCGGGUUGUUCCGGGGAGGUGCUUGAAAUUUUAAUAAAUUAUGUUCCGAGUCGUGUAAAGCUAA